CCAACGACUUUGACGCACCGAAACACCGACCGCAUCCCGUCCCCCCCUGCUUUUACCUCUUUCCUCCUCCCAAUCCUCCUCCACCUCUCUCUCUCUCUCUCUCUCUCUCUCAUUUCUUCUGCCCAUCGCCCAACUCAUUCCGUCUCCGGUACUCUGAGCCUUUCGGGAUCUCAUCAAACAGGGUUAGGAUUCGUGUCGGAACGGUUUAAAGAUCGAGCGAACGCCGGGGCCGUGCGGUUCUGGCCGGGAGGAAAGCUCGGUUCUUGAUUCUAGAGGCAUGGGCUGUCAAGCAGCUCAAUUUGUGCGAUCAGGCAACCGAUAAGCAUUGGUCCGGCAAUAGUACAAGAAAUAUGCAUAUUCCAUUUUAUGCCCAAGCAGAUGCAGUCAACAAUGAUCAUCAGUUCUCAAGUGAACUUAUGGCAGCUGAUGCAAGGCCACCUAACACAGGCUAUGUGCUUGAAAAUGGUGAUGUUGGCCUUUCGGCUCGGACAUCUGAUUCUUUAAUGAGGCAUGAAUUUCAAAUUGAUUCUGGUUCCAGUAAAAGAGCCAAAGUCAACAACCGCAUAUUGGAUCCAGAAAUCAUGGAACUUUACUAUAGAUCCCACAUUCAGGAAGAAGAGAUCCUUCUUCUCCGUAAGCAAAUCACUGACGCUAGCAUUAAAGAACUUCAGUUACUUAAUGAGAAGCAUAUUUUGGAGAGGAAGCUUUGUGAAUUGCGGAUAGCACUUGAUGAGAAGCAGGAUGAUGCAAUAGCUAGUGCCUUGAAAGAAUUGACUAAAAAGAGAAGCUAUUUUGAAGAAAACUUAAGAUUGGCCAAUAAUCUUAAGGUUGUAGAGGAUGAGAUGUAUGUACUAACUUCGUCAUUGCUAAGUCUAUUAGCUGAAUAUGACAUACGACCCCCUUCAAUCACUUCUUCUACAAUCUCCUCUUGUGUAAAGCAAUUAUACCAGCAUAUGCAAUGGAAGAUUAGAUCUUAUGGUAAUUUUGGUGAUAUGAACCAUCUCUUAGGAAAUCAACCUGAUAACCUGGUGGUUGAUAAGAAGCUUCAACAUCCAAGUUCUUCAAGAAAACAAUUGCCUCAUGCUUAUGUGGAACCAAUGAUACGUGAGCUUCGCCCAUCUGAUCAAUAUCCUAUGAAUCUGCAUAGCAAAUCUGCAUCUAAUCAGUUGAGAGCUACCCAAGAGUGCCUACCAUCUGAUAUUCAUAUGGAGGUUGGUGGUACUGGUGCUCCAAAUUCCUUUGAAGGUUAUGCUCAUGAGGAGACAAUUAGAUUACCAGAUACUGAUGCCCAAUUGCAUAUGGUGACAAAUCGUGGAUCCUUUAUUUCAGAAGCAGGUGAAUUUGACUUGCCAAGUAUAGAAGGGUUUCAGAUAUAUGGUGAGGCUCAACCAGGAUGUAAGUUACAAGCCUGUGGAUAUCCGACAAAUGGUACUACUCUUUGCACCUUUCAGUGGAUUCAUGAACUUGAUAAUGGCACUAGGCAGUAUAUUGAAGGAGCUACUGUUCCAGAAUAUGUGGUAACUGCUGAUGAUAUUGGCACUUUUCUUGCUGUAGACUGCACUCCCAUUGAUGACAGUGGCCGUCAGGGUCAUCUUGUGCGGCAGUUUGCCAAUAAUCAUAGCAAAAUAACAUGUGACCCAGAGAUGCAGCAUGAGAUCGAUGCCUAUAUUUCUGCAGGCAGAGCAAUAUUUGAUGUCAAAUUAUGGAAUGAUUCUAUCGACUGGGAACAAGCGGUUCUGAUCGUGAAACGUUCCACCUAUCUGAUUAUGAUCAAACAUACAGACAGAGUGGUAAUGGAAGAAAAAUAUUCACCCGAGCUAAAAAUCAAAGUUCCACUUGGGUACACAACCCAGUUUGUGUUGACCUGUUCAGAUGGAACUAAUCUACCACUUAGAACUGAUGGGACUAGUCAGCCAUAUAACUUGGAGAAUGAUGUUAGGCUACGUGAUAUGAUUGUGUUGACCAUGAGAUGCUUCCAGUCUAAGGCUGUUGAUGCUAAAAGAAAAGUCAAGGCCUAGAUGAUAUGGUACAAUUUUUUUUUGUUUGAACGUUUAGAGGCAAGUAAGUGUACGGUCAACUUUUCUUUUUUUUUUUUCUCUAUUUUUAAAGUGUUUUCUGUUUUUGAGUUUCAAUAAUGUGGGUUGUGUAUAGUUUUCCGCCCUGUGUUGUCAUAAAUUCAAGCAAGGAUUACGGUGAGAGGAUGGUUUUUUCGUUGAUCUGUUUUGUGUUCUUAAGCAAAUUAAAGUUAUUCUUUUGAUUAUAGUUCUGUUACUUGAGAUAUUUCUCUCUAACUAAGAAUCAUGGAUGAACAUGUUUUUUUUUUU
Messenger RNA from Musa acuminata subsp. malaccensis (wild Malaysian banana), 2324 nucleotides. RefSeq lists its product as uncharacterized. Lineage: Eukaryota; Viridiplantae; Streptophyta; Magnoliopsida; Zingiberales; Musaceae. The record is from RefSeq and is a predicted model, not a curated record.